AGGAGGCCAGCAGGGUCAGCCGUAGAGCACCACUGUAUUCAUUUCAUCACUCCCCGUGUUCAAUUCACCACCAUCACUGCCCUUCUACAGCUAGCCUCCCAACCGUGUGGCAUCAAUGGCAUGCGCUGAUGACGAUACCCUCGCGUACGCGCGCACUCGAUGAUAUCGAAGCGGGGAAGAAAAGGACGCAGAUCACACAAGAGACGCGGCCCGGUGCGGAAACCGAACGGGGGUGGGGGUGGCCGCCCACUCUGCGUUUUGCAUCGGUAGAGGCGCGCGGUGGAAAAAGCCGAGCUGGAUGGAUGGAAAGCUCCAAGCUUUUGCCUUGGUUUUCGCUUGCCUGAGCUGAGCCUGAGCCCCCGUCCUUCCCUCCCCUCCCCUCCCCUCGCCUGUAGUCGAUGCACGGCAAGAAGAGCAUGCGAGGUUAGAUCGACGCGGCGGCUUUCCAGGUUCAUCUCCGGCACAGGGAUGGCAAAGGGAGGGAUUUAUCUCUCGUGCUCUGCAUUUGUCUGCGCGCUGGCGUUUCUCGGUGUGGACGGCGAUUUCGUGGACAUUACUUACGUAGCGAGCGCUGUGGGCAAAGGCGCAGUCUGCUUGGAUGGGAGCCCCCCUGCAUACCAUCUUGCCCGAGGUUUUGGCUCCGGCGUGAAUAGUUGGUUGGUUCAUUUUGAGGGAGGAGGAUGGUGCAGUAAUGCGACAACCUGCCUGCAGCGCAAACACACUCGGUUAGGAUCAUCCAAGCAGAUGGCAAAGCAGAUUGCUUUCUCAGGAAUAUUGAGUAACACCCCUGAUUACAACCCAGAUUUCUACAAUUGGAACAAGGUCAAGGUUCGGUACUGCGACGGGUCAUCUUUCACCGGUGAUGUGGAAAAAGUAGAUCCUGCAACAAAGCUUCACUACAGAGGUGCUAGGGUGUGGCAAAUAGUUAUGGCGGACCUGCUUGCCAAAGGAAUGAACAAAGCUGAUAAGGCUCUAAUUUCGGGCUGUUCUGCUGGUGCUUUAACUUCCAUACUACACUGUGACAGAUUUCGUGACCUUUUCCCGUUGGAUGUCAAAGUUAAAUGCCUUUCUGAUGCUGGUUUCUUCAUCAAUGAGAAGGAUAUUGCUGGAGUGGAGUAUAUUGCUGCUUUUUUCAAUGACGUAGUUACAACCCAUGGAUCAGCGAAGAAUUUACCAUCUUCUUGCACCUCCAAUUUACCCCCAGGCAUGUGCUUUUUUCCUCAGAAUGAGGUGAAACAUAUUCAGACACCUUUGUUCAUUCUCAAUGCAGCAUAUGAUUCAUGGCAGGUAAGGAACAUCUUGGCGCCAGGAUUUGCAGACCCUCAUGGUAAAUGGCAUAGCUGUAAGGGUGAUAUAGAGCAAUGUCCUGCGUCACAACUUCAAAUCUUGCAAGGAUUUAGGAAUGAUUUUUUGGAAGCACUGGAGGAACAAGGAAGUCCCUCCACCAGAGGAUUGUUUAUAAACUCAUGCUUCGUGCACUGCCAGUCUGAGAUGCAGGAGAUAUGGUUUGCAUCUGGUGCCCCCAUGCUUGGAAACAAAACAAUAGCAGAUGCAGUUGGAGAUUGGUUCUACGACCGCAGUCCGUUUCAGAAGAUUGACUGCGCUUACCCUUGCGAUUCAACCUGCCACAACCGAAUCUACGACUCAUCAAAAGCAUAGCAAUUACAGAAUCCUCACCUCGUACUACCAUUCAUCAUAUUGUUAUAUUUGAUGCACCAUUGUUGCUCGCAAUAGGGCAAUUGGUGGGCAACCAUUGAUUUCCAGGAAUAACUGUAGAUGAUAGCUUAAAAGCUCAUCUGAUGCCUGGAGGCUGGAUGCAGCGCCUUCUAACGGUAGUUAGACUAGUUACACUAGUUUCAUUCCGUUGUUCGGCAAUAUUUUGCUGUAAUCAUCCACAUGGCCCACACUGAUUUCAGAUACUUCUAAAUUAUAUUUUAUACGUCGAUGCUCUCUUAAUAUUACUAAUUUUUAACCUGAAUUUUAGACGUUUCCAAAUU
Messenger RNA from Oryza brachyantha (malo sina), 1997 nucleotides. Its product is annotated as pectin acetylesterase 8-like. Bases 469 to 1659 code for a protein of 396 amino acids. Lineage: Eukaryota; Viridiplantae; Streptophyta; Magnoliopsida; Poales; Poaceae. Gene Ontology annotation, molecular function: pectin acetylesterase activity. The record is from RefSeq and is a predicted model, not a curated record. Gene Ontology annotation, biological process: cell wall organization. The transcript has 13 exons. Gene Ontology annotation, cellular component: plant-type cell wall.